AUGAAAGUUCCUCAUGUAAUAUUCCUUUACCAAAGCCAAAUAGCUGAAUUGAUAAGACAAUCGGUAAUUAUAAUAUGGGACGAAAUAUCAAUGACUCAUAAACAUAUAUUCGAGGCCGUGGAUAGGUCAUUUCAGGAUAUAAUGAAAUUAGACAAACCGUUUGGUGGUAAAAUUAUUAUUUUUGGCGGAGAUUUUAGACAGAUUUUACCUGUUAUUAAACGUGGUGGAAGAUGCGACAUUGUUAACUCAACCUUAAAACGAUCCUAUUUAUGGUCACAUAUAGUGCCAUUAAGGUUAUGUAUUAAUAUGAGACUUCUACAAUUUCAGGAAGCAAAUGAUUAUCUUAUUAAUAAUAAAUACUCACAAUUUCUUUUAAGAGUUGGUGAAGGCUGUGAAACAUUCGAUGGCUCCAGGGAUAAAAUAAAAAUUCCUCAAGAUUGUUGUAUAGCUUCCAAUGAUAUCGAGGAUCUUAUUGCUUUUGUUUACGAUAUAGACAAAGACAAUUCAUCAUUUAACCGAACAUCCUUUGCUCAAAAUGCAAUCCUGACCCCUAAAAACGUAGAUGUCGAUUCUAUAAAUAUUAAAUUGAUUAACAAAAUUCCGGGAGAUUUAAUUACAUACAUAAGUGCUGAUGAAACCAUAACCGAGGAUGAAGCGACGUUUUAUCCCACUGAAUUUUUAAACUCUUUAAGUAUAUCAGGAUUACCACCUCACAAACCUUUACUCAAAGUAGGGGUACCUAUAAUAUUAAUGAACUUAAAUUCUGCUUCUGGUUUGAAUAAUGGGACUAAAUUGAUUAUAACUUCUUUGCUACCAAAUAUAAUUGAGGCGGAAUUUGUUUCUGGUAGUUUUCUCAGUACUAAAGUUCUCAUUCCUAGAAUAAGUUUAAUCCCUACAGAUUCUGGCUUGCCAUUUUCCUUUAAGCGCCGCCAAUUUCCCGUGAGACCUGCUUUUGUCAUGACAAUUAAUAAAGCUCAGGGACAAACCUAUAUGUGGCUAUGUCUCGAGUUUGUUCUCCUCAUAAAUUAA
Messenger RNA from Gordionus sp. m RMFG-2023, 1029 nucleotides. Its product is annotated as ATP-dependent DNA helicase PIF1-like. Gene Ontology annotation, biological process: DNA repair; telomere maintenance. Gene Ontology annotation, molecular function: DNA helicase activity. Bases 1 to 1029 code for a protein of 342 amino acids. The transcript has 2 exons. The record is from RefSeq and is a predicted model, not a curated record. NCBI's taxonomy places the organism in Eukaryota, Metazoa, Nematomorpha, Gordioida, Chordodea, Parachordodidae.